GAAGAUUCAAAGAAAUCGUUACAUUUCACUAAAUAUACAUUUUUUAAUAUGAAGUAUCAUUCGUUGACUAAACGAUUAUUCUCGAAGAAAUUUUUACACUUCAUUAUUCUUUGCAAUUUAUUUUUCAAUGUGGUCAUCGGUGCAGAUCCUAUUCCAUCAGCUGCGCCUCCAAUAAGUGGUUGGAUUCCAAGAGAAAUGAAUCUUGAUCGUACUGAAAUUCCGAAAAAUAUAUUGGUGGUGGUUCCAGUUGGAGGAUUGAGUCAUCUUCGACACAUUUUAACAAUUUCAAAUAUCUUGGCCGAUCGUGGAUACAAUGUUACGUUAACGACGAAAGGAACAUUUAAACUAUCACAACAAUAUCCAAAAAUUAAUUUUAUUUCACUCGGAGAAGUAACCGAUUUCUUAAAUAAUCCAGAAUUCGUAGAUUUAGUUCAAGGAAAAUUUAACAUAGGAAAGCUUCAAAACAUAUUUAAAAAACGGUUCGAUUCUUAUAAUAGUACAUUUUUACAACUUAAGGUAAUUUCUGAGAUAGUUAAACCGGAUUUAUUUUUCUGUGAUACUUUAAAUAACGAACCGUGUUUUGACAUGGCUUGGGUAAAAAAUAAACCUUUCGUUGGAAUUGCAACUAGUGUCUUAGGAUUGUCACGUGUCCCUUAUAAAUCAGAUCCUUUAUUUGAAUGUAAAGUUAGCAUGGAAAAUGAAUCAUUUUGGGAAAGAUUUAGAUGUGAAAUUAUUUCACCACUUAAGUUCAUAUGGACAUUAAGAAAUUCUUUUGGCGAAUUUAAUGAAGUAAGAGCUAGUUAUGGUUUACCAACAUUAAAAAAUCCAUUUGAUCGAUGGCAAUCUUCUUUAUUCUUACUCGAUAAUUUCUUUGGUUUUGAGAUGCCAAUUCCUUUAUCUCCGAUAAUUCAGGAAAUUGGACCGGUUUUACCAGAUUAUUAUCCUCCAUUAACGCCGGAUAUCGAGAAAUUCCUUACGUUGCACAAACGUACAAUGUUUGUAGCACUAGGAUCAUUCUUAUUCUUAACACCUGAAAAUAAUGCAAAAUUAUUACAAUCUAUCAUUGAAGCCACUGAAAAUGGAAUUGUUGACGGAGUUAUUUGGGCAAAUAUUGUAAAGAAUCGAGAAUCAUUUCCUCCCAGUAUAACUCUUUCAAAUGGUAGAAUUAUUUCCACUUCCGAUAUAUUUGAAAACAAGAAUCCAAAUAUUCACAUGGCAUCAUUUGCACCUCAAUUUGCCAUAUUAAAUCAUACUAAUACAAAACUUUUCCUAAGUCAUUCUGGGGCAGGAAGUGCUCACGAAUCAUUAUAUACAGGAACACCUAUACUCGCAUUACCAAUUACUUUUGAUCAACCUGGUAAUGCCGAAAAAUUGGAAUUGGCUGGUGUAGCUUUAACAUUAGAUAAGCUUAAUCUAGACGUGAAUGAUAUAUUAGAUAAAAUUAAACGAAUUCAAAAUGAUGAACAAAUACAAAGUAGUUUAAGAAGGAUUAAAACUUUAGCCAUUAUUAAUAGUAAUAGAAAAUAUAGGGCUGCAGAUUUAAUCGAAUUCACCUUACAUUCUUCAGCAUUGAACCAAAAGAAUAUAAAUGAUGAUAAUAAAUUUGAUGAUAAAUUGAUAUUUAAAGAUCUUAUUACUCCAGAUACUAGGAUGGGUUUCAUUAAGGGAAAAUAUUUGGAUGUUUACGCUACCGCUUUAGUAAUUUUCGUUAGUAUUUUAUAUGGAAUUCUUCGAGGUCUUUAUAUAAUUGGAAAAUUAAUUUACGUGAAAUUAUUUAAAAAUGAAGAUAAAGAAAAGAAAGAAUAAUGAGAACAAAUUUAAAUUUUUUUCUAACAUUUUUAAUAUCAAUAUUUCAUGUACCUUUGAUCUAUUUUACAUUUUUUAUUAAAUAAU
This is a messenger RNA of Rhizophagus irregularis DAOM 181602=DAOM 197198, 1893 nucleotides long. RefSeq lists its product as uncharacterized. The record is from RefSeq and is a predicted model, not a curated record. NCBI's taxonomy places the organism in Eukaryota, Fungi, Glomeromycota, Glomeromycetes, Glomerales, Glomeraceae. Gene Ontology annotation, molecular function: UDP-glycosyltransferase activity.